This is a messenger RNA of Paramuricea clavata, 1308 nucleotides long. The record is from the annotation of a GenBank genome assembly. NCBI's taxonomy places the organism in Eukaryota, Metazoa, Cnidaria, Anthozoa, Malacalcyonacea, Plexauridae.
AUGUCUUCACGAUUAUUUAAUACUAUACUAAUCCCUUUCAGAAGAAAUGUUUGCAGAUUUCGAUCUACAGAUAUUAAGGUGUUCCAGGACAGUGUGUUUAUAAGAAAGCUAAGAUGGGAAACACAAAAAUUAACAUGCAAAUUGGAUCAGAAUCAAAACAACGAAGAAGACAAUCACCUUAAUGGAAAACUUCAGCGUUUACAACUCGAGAACUCAGUCUCAGAACGAUAUAGGAGAAAACGGAAUGUGGUUAGAGAAAUUGACGCCCCAUCCCUGUUGGACAUUUCAGAGAAUUUCAAUGUAGACCACGACGCCUUGAGAAGAAAAUUAGAAAUAAACGUGCAGUUAGAAUGUGAUAAUUUUCAACCUCAAGAAAACGAAGAAUACAAAUCUCCACGAAACCUCGUCAACAUUCUUGCAGCCCAUGGCGAUGCGAAUCGUGAAACGGUGAAAAAGCUUUUCGCAACGCAGUACGAAUUCAACUGGCGUACAGAAACCGGAGAUCCCGAUCAGUUCAGUUUCUACGGAUUUUGUAAGGACUUAAAAGAUGCUGGAGGCGAAGACGUUAUGACGUACGACACAAGAAAAGCGCACGUGAUUUCAAGCCUAUACCACGCACAGGAAAAAUUGCAUAAAAUCCGUCAUCUCACUCAUCGGCAACUUUGCCCCCCUGUGUAUGUCCGUACAGCAGUUGACAAACGUUGGACGUGGAAGAAAUGGAUAUGUAACCGAGAUCGGAGUGUAUUUGAAGUAACUGAUGGGGAAACAGAUAUAGACUGGAUAACAAACGUUCCGCUGAGAGAUUACAUAACAGUUCAUUCAGUGCAAAAUGAUCGUGGUGCAGCUUUUCCCAACGGAGAAAACCAUCUUUACUGGGCAGUACUUGAAGAAGACGAUUUCGGGGAAAACCAGUCCCAUGCAGCCCACGGGAACAAUUUGGGCACGACACAAGUAUAUGUUGGGAAAGCAAUGCAUGGUAUAAAAGAUCGAUGGGUGGCGAAUACCAAAUCACAUGGUAGGAACAUGGAACUCUCACGCAACGUUAUGUACAACAUGAUGAAUUAUGACCAGAAUACCUUAGAGGGACAACAGUUGGUAGACUUAAGAUUUUUACUUCACAAAGCCCAUACUCAUCAUCAAGAAAGGCAACAAGGGAACCGUUGUGGGUUAUUUAUAAUGGGUCGGCAAGGUUAUGGUGACGAAGAAAAUGUAGAGAGAUGCAACAUAAAGGGCAUUCCAUUGCAACUAGGAAGAAAUGUGUGGCACUUGACUCCAACAAACAUGAAAUUUGGAAUGAAUUGUUUCUAA